AUGUUCAAGUUACUAAGACCUCUCAAAGCAGGUUCUUCGUUGAUUCUGAUACGGCAUAGUGCUCGUUUCAACUCGAACCUAGUCAAAGAUGAUGGUAAGCCCUCUGGUGGUGCUUUGAAUGGCUCGUCUUCGUCAUCAUCCUCGCUCGAGAAGUUACGAACCACCCAGUACGAGUAUCCUAAGAACCCCCAGUUCAAUAUUCCUCCACAUGUUAAAGAAAAAUCCAAUGACAACUGGCUCGUCAGGUACGGAAAAUACAUUCCUAUAGCUAUUGCCCUUGGGGUCGGAGCAUGGUCGUUCUACAGUGUGUACUAUUUCACCAACCCCGACGCUGGGAAAUCAGGGCAAGAGAUCUUAUCCCCAGACCACUUCACCGAGUUUAUGAUCACCAAAAAAAAAGAAAUCGAUGACGACCACUUUAUUAUUGAAUUGGCUCCAAGAGUGAAGAGUGAUUUCCUUCUGAAGUUUGUCAAUUCUAAAGGAUACUGGGACGGUUCGAAGCUUUGGAGCGUCGAGGUCAAACAACCAGAAAUCAUGGUGGUUCGCAAAUAUACCCCAUUGCCAGUGAUAUUGGCAAAGGCUGGAGAAGAGGGUCAGUUAGCAAUGAGGCUCAUUAGUGAAGAAGGAGACGUUGGGAAAUUUUGUCUUUACAUCAAAAAGUACCAAUCAGGAGAAGUGGCCCGCUGGAUCUCCAAAAGACCAGUCGGAUCGAUUCUCGAAAUCCGAGGUCCUUAUACUGAAUAUCAGUUCAAACCCCAGCCAAUAGAUCGCUAUCUGGAAUUUGAACGUCCUAAGAUGCAAAACUUGCCAUCGAAAGUGCCAUCUGAUCCCUAUACCGCAUCAUUUUUACCCCAAGGAGUACCGCUUCCCGAUAAUUUAGUAUUUUAUGGUGCUGGCACUGGUAUUGCCCCAGUGCUCCAGUUAUUGUUAUCGAAAAACCCAUUCAAAGGACACGUUUGGAUCAAUUAUUCUUUCAAGAAACAAGCCGAAGUACCAGAAGAAUUCCUCAGAUUAUUUUACUUCCUUGAAAAAAUGGGCAGAAUUACUCUACAAACUUUUGACGAGUCUAAGAACCAGUAUUUAACCAAUGUUAUGACUCCUUCGACCCCUAACAUCCAAGAAAUUGAAACCGAUCCAGAAAUCGAAUUGGAAGUGAUCAAACAGCGGAUCGUUGCUGAAAAAAUGAAACAAUUGAAACAAAAUGGAGAAGCAACUAAUGACGAUACCCUCGGAGAACUUGAAAAACUAUUCAAGGAAACUGAAGCCAAGAUAACCGUUGGUAAACCAAAGGAAUCUAAUCCACCACCUACCACUAAAACUUCCGAAUUAACCUCAUAUAACAACGCUUUGCAUCAAGGAUACAUAGAGCGUGAUCAGCCAAAGAAAGAUCCAUCAUUGGCAAUCAUCUGUGGGCCAGAAGGUUACAUUGGCUACGUUGCUGGCCGUAAACCAACGGAGCUUCAACAAGGGAAGGUUGCUGGGCUAUUGGGCAACCAAGGAUGGGACGAAGCUAACGUAUUUAAGAUGUGA
Messenger RNA from Saccharomycopsis crataegensis, 1530 nucleotides. It is a transcript of the gene CYC2, whose product is annotated as oxidoreductase. Gene Ontology annotation, cellular component: mitochondrion. NCBI's taxonomy places the organism in Eukaryota, Fungi, Ascomycota, Saccharomycetes, Ascoideales, Saccharomycopsidaceae. The record is from RefSeq and is a predicted model, not a curated record. The coding region runs from base 1 to 1530 and encodes 509 amino acids. The transcript has a single exon. Gene Ontology annotation, biological process: cytochrome c-heme linkage. Gene Ontology annotation, molecular function: oxidoreductase activity; FAD binding.